AUGUUGAAACAAAUUAUUCUUGCUCUUCUUUUCUUAGGUGUUGCUGUCAAUGCUAAAGUUACUCGAGAAGAAAUCGCUGCUGCUCAUAGAGACUUAACAGAAGCCGUUCAAGUUGACAAUCAAUGUGUAACAUCAAUGGAUUGUGUCGCAGUACCCACUGGAUCUCGAGCAUGUGGCGGUCCAAAUGGUUAUGUUAUAUAUGCGAUUAAGAGCUCUAAUGCGGAAAAAAUUCGUUUAUUAGCACAAAAGACAGUUCAACUUGAACGACAAUAUAAUUUGGAAAAUUCAGUUAUAUCUAUUUGUUCAAUGGUUAUGCCACCUUCAGUAUUAUGUAAUCAAGCUAACAAAUGUGUCUCUGGAUCAACAUCCUCACCAUUUGUGCCUGCUCCCUUCAAAUGGGAAGACUUGACGGAAAAAAUCGCUCUUGUUACUGGUGGUUCUGAAGGCAUUGGUUUCGCUGCUGCUCAUCAGUUCAUUAUUGAAGGCGCUGAACAUGUCUUUAUUACUGGACGUCGUCAACAAGUGCUUGAUGAAGCUGUAAAAAAGCUUGGUAAUAAUAAUGUGACUGGAAUACAAGGUGAUGUAUCCAAUAUGGCCGAUCUUGAUAAACUCUACAGUGUUAUUCAGAAAGAGAAAGGUCGGUUAGACAUCGUCUUCGCCAAUCCAGCUACUGGCUCAUUGAUAGCACUGGGUGCGAUUACAGAAAAAGAUUUCGAUGACGUGUUCAACGCCAAUGUGAAAGGAGUAUUGUUCACCGUACAAAAAGCUUUACCACUACUUGCCGAUGGCGGAUCCAUCAUACUUUGUGGAUCUAUCGCCGCUGUAAAAGGUUAUCCGGGUAACAGUGUUUAUGGUGCCAGCAAAGCAGCCCUUCGAUCUUUCGCCCGUACUUGGACCGUCGAUUUGAAGGAUCGCAAGAUUCGGGUUAAUAUUAUACAACCUGGACCAAUCGAUACACCUGCAUUGGCACGCCUCGGACGGAAUGAAGAAGAAAAUAAAACGAUUCUUGACACCUUAAAAGCCGCUACAGUGAUGAACCGGAUUGGUUCAACUGAUGAACUUGCUAGAGCCGUAGUCUUUCUUGCUUCAGACGACAGCAGUUAUGUUACAGGCAUUGAACUUUUUGUCGAUGGAGGAUAUGCACAGAUCUGA
Molecule: messenger RNA, 1152 nt
Organism: Rotaria sp. Silwood2
Lineage: Eukaryota; Metazoa; Rotifera; Eurotatoria; Philodinida; Philodinidae
Source: the annotation of a GenBank genome assembly